Acanthopagrus latus (yellowfin seabream) is the source of this 472-nucleotide messenger RNA. It is a transcript of the gene ndufa2, whose product is annotated as NADH:ubiquinone oxidoreductase subunit A2. NCBI's taxonomy places the organism in Eukaryota, Metazoa, Chordata, Actinopteri, Spariformes, Sparidae. The coding region runs from base 56 to 358 and encodes 100 amino acids. The record is from RefSeq and is a predicted model, not a curated record. The transcript has 3 exons.
AACCCCGGGCUGAAGUAACACCACGCCCGUCCUUGACAGACACCAGGAAGCUAAGAUGGCGGCUGCAGCAGUGAGGAGCCUGGGCUCCAGUUUGGGUAGAAACCUCCGAGAAAUCCGCGUCCACCUCUGCCAGACCUCCGCGGCCAGUAAGGGGGCCAGAGAUUUUGUGGAGCAGCACUAUGUGAGUUUGAAGAAGUCCAACCCAGACUUCCCGAUCCUGAUCAGAGAAUGUUCUGGAGUUCAGGCACGAGUCUGGGCCAGAUAUGAUUUCGGUAAGGAGAGCAGUGUCAUAGUGGACAACAUGUCAGCUGACCAGGUGGCCACAACGCUACAGACUCUGGCUCAGUCCAAACCCUAAACCCCCCUCUGACUGCUGGAAGUGGUUCAAGUCCAGGAUCGACUCACCUGCUUCAUUUGUUCACUUUGUAUGUAAAUGUGUUGAUAUGAAUAAACCUCAAUAUUAUUAAUGCCA